AUGAAAAAACCGAGUCCCACACGUAAAUCUUUUAAAGCAUCACGCGGUAUUGUACUUGUAGCUGGUAAUGGCGAUACUUUCCAACGUGCACUUACUACCACCAAGUUAUUACGACAUUAUGGCUGUUCUUUACCUAUUGAAGUAUGGCAUUUAAAUGAUGAACAACCUAAUGAUACACUGAUGGUUCAAUUACUCAAAGUAAAAGCUUUACCUCGUGAUCUUUCUGAUCAUCAUCUGUUACGACCAAUUGAUCAUCGUCGUGGUGGAAAUAAACAGUUUCAGAUUAAGGUGGCAGCCAUCAUCAAUUCGGCAUUCGAACAGGUCAUCUACCUUGAUUCAGAUAAUAUCCCAACAAGAGAUCUCACUUUUUUGUUUGAUAUACCCCAAUAUAAAGAGACAGGUGCAUUGUUUUGGCCUGAUUUUUGGAAAACACAUGGUGAAAAUAGUAUUCAUGAUAUUCUUGAUGUUGAUUGCAAGGAUGAAUGGGAACAAGAGUCAGGGCAGAUGGUCAUCAACAAGUUAAAAUCUUGGUAUCCAUUACAAUUGGCCUGGUACAUGAAUGAUCAUCAUGACAUCUACUAUCAGUUUUUGAAUGGAGAUAAAGAUACAUUUCGAUUUGCUUGGAAGGCAUUGAAAACACCCUUUUUUAUGAAUCCAACGUUUUUAGGUAUGGGAGGCACGUUUGCAGGAGAUCGAUUUUAUGACUUGAUAGAAAAACCUUGGGAAUGGAUCAAAACUUAUAAAGAAAGUGAAAACAAUUUAUGGCUUUUACCUGAAUUUUAUAUUGGUAUGGGAAGAGCUUGUAUGGAUUUUCGAUCCGAUCAAGGCGAACCUUCAGCUGAAUUGAAAUCAUUUGAUGCUCUGUUAUCUGGAUUACAACAAUUGUACUUUAAGCUGGGUGGCAUUGGUGGUGAGACACGCAUCUAA
Molecule: messenger RNA, 927 nt
Organism: Halteromyces radiatus
Lineage: Eukaryota; Fungi; Mucoromycota; Mucoromycetes; Mucorales; Cunninghamellaceae
Product: mannosyltransferase putative-domain-containing protein
Exons: 7
Coding region: 1-927 (308 amino acids)
Biological process (GO): mannan biosynthetic process
Cellular component (GO): Golgi apparatus
Molecular function (GO): alpha-1,2-mannosyltransferase activity
Source: RefSeq, a predicted model, not a curated record